Homalodisca vitripennis (glassy-winged sharpshooter) is the source of this 4728-nucleotide messenger RNA. Its product is annotated as ATP-binding cassette sub-family C member 3-like. Gene Ontology annotation, molecular function: ATP binding; ABC-type transporter activity; ATP hydrolysis activity. NCBI's taxonomy places the organism in Eukaryota, Metazoa, Arthropoda, Insecta, Hemiptera, Cicadellidae. The record is from RefSeq and is a predicted model, not a curated record. Gene Ontology annotation, cellular component: membrane. The transcript is spliced from 31 exons. Gene Ontology annotation, biological process: transmembrane transport. Bases 160 to 4677 code for a protein of 1505 amino acids.
CGCCAUUCGUGAACACUGGAUUGUUCAGUUCGGGCGGGUGUCCGGCUCAGUUUGAAUCUGUUUUCUCUCUGCUUAAGCGUUCCUUAUUUCAGUUUGUAAGUUUGUCUGUUUGGUUGUAUAUAUCAUAACGAUUCAGUUUAUUAUAUUGAAUUUAGCAACAUGUCAUCAGCAAGUGAGGUUGGAUUUUGUAAGUCAUCAUUCUGGGGUUUCACAUCGUCUUGGGAUACUUCGAAUCCGGACUUUUCCUUGUGUUUCGAGAAGACUGUGCUGGUGUGGACGCCUUGCCUGGUGUUAUGGCUGAUAUCUCCUCUAGAGUUAUGGCUCAUAUACACCAGCAAAUGUCGAGAUAUACCAUGGGGACUGACAAACAUAGCCAAGUUGUUGUUGAAUCUGGUGCUGAUCGCUAUCAGUGCUGUAAGUCUGAUUUCGUCUGCAGCUCAACACUUCCAAGGUGAGCCUGUGUUCGGAGUGGAUUUGUGGACACCAGCGAUACAAACUUUGACAUUUAUGUUGGCAGCUGUGCUCUUGCUGUUGGACAAGGUGCGUGGACUUCACACUUCCGGAGUGUUGUUCUGGUUCUGGCUGUUGUCAAGUAUGGCUGGAGUUGCACAAUUUCGCACGGAAAUCUUACGAGAAGACACAACGAUGUCAGAAGAAAGUAACCUCAAGCAUAUCCUGUACAUGAUCUACUACCCAGGGAUUCUACUGAUGCUAGUGCUGAACUUAUUUGCUGAUCCUCCGCCCAGAAGUACGGAUUAUCCAAAAUAUCAGAAGCUAUGCCCAGAGAUCCAAGCAUCUUUUGUGUCUCAAGUGCUGUACGCCUGGUUUGAUCCGAUGAUUUUCAAAGGAUAUCGAAAACCGCUGACAGUGGCUGACCUGUGGGAACUCAGGUAUCGAGAUACUUCUUCUCAGAUAGUUCCUCGCUUUCAAGAGUAUUGGAGAAGGAACCAGGAAAUUGCUUCUGGAUCCUCCAACUUUGACACAAAAACCACGCAGAAUGGAAAGACUAAGCCCAGUGCUAGAGUGGGACCACCCAAGAAGUUUUCCGUGGUUCCUCCAUUAUUUAAAAUGUUUUGGGUAACAAUUGUUGCUUCAGUGCUCACCAAACUUUCAGCCGACGCAUUGUCAUUUAUAAAUCCACAGGUUUUGAAUUUGAUGAUCAGCUUUGUGGCUGGGAAGGAGCAGAUGUGGAAGGGAUUCGUGUACGCUGGCACGAUGCUUGUGGUGGCAGAACUGCAGACGGUGUUCAUACACAGGACGCUCAUGAACAUGUUUGCUGUGGGGGUCAACUGGAGGACGGCACUCAUGUCGGCAAUCUACAGAAAGGCUCUACGAAUAUCCAGUGCUGCACGCAAGACCUCUACAGUGGGAGAGGUGGUAAACCUGAUGGCAGUGGACGCCCAGCGGUGUGCAGACUUUGCUCCUUUUAUGCAUUUUCUCUGGACAGCUCCCAUAAUCAUAAUCGUAGCCUUGUACUUCCUCUGGCAAAUUCUAGGAGUUGCUACAUUAGCUGGUCUGGUAGUCAUGCUCAUUAUAGUUCCUUUCAACGGUUUUGUCGCCAACAAAAUGAAAAAGUUCCAAACACAGCAAAUGAAAUUAAAGGAUGAGAGAGUAAAGAUCAUCAAUGAAAUUUUAUCAGGAAUCAAGGUUUUAAAACUGUAUGCUUGGGAGCCCAGCUUCAAGGAUUAUGUUUUGAAGAUCAGAGAUAAAGAACUAAAAAAGUUAAGAGCCUCUGCUCUCUGGGGCGCUUCCAUCUCAUUCUUCUGGCUAAGUUCGUCCUUUCUUGUCUCAUUUGCAACAUUCGGCACAUUUGUGCUCAUUGACGAACGCAAUGUGCUGACAGCUGAGAUCGCGUUCGUUGCCACAGCUCUCUUCAAUGUGAUGAGAAUUCCGAUUGCCAUGCUUCCAAUGACGGUACAACUUUUACUCCAGUUUUUAGUGGCUGUAAAAAGAAUAAACAAGUUCAUGAAUGCAGAAGAGUUGGACUUGGAAUCCGUUUCACACGAUAAGAGUAGAAAGGAACCUCUUAUUAUCGAGGACGGAACAUUCUCCUGGGAUUCAAAGCAUGCUGAGGGAGCAGUUCUACGCAACAUCACACUCAAAAUUGAGCCAGGAAAGUUGGUAGCAGUGGUUGGGGCAGUUGGCUCUGGGAAGAGUUCUCUCAUUUCUGCCUUUCUGGGGGAGAUGGAUAAAAUCUCAGGAUAUGUCAAUACAACAGGGAAGAUAGCGUACGUGCCUCAGCAGGCCUGGAUACAGAACGCCACAGUCCGAGAUAACAUCCUAUUUGGUGUCAGCUAUGACAGCAAGAGAUACCACAGGACUGUGGAGAACUGCUCCUUGAAGUCAGACUUUGAUAUGCUGCCCGGAGGGGAUUCCACGGAGAUCGGUGAAAAGGGUAUCAACCUGAGUGGUGGCCAGAAGCAGAGAGUGAGCCUGGCAAGGGCUGUAUACAAUGAUGCGGACACAUACUUGCUGGAUGACCCUCUUAGUGCUGUCGAUUCUCAUGUGGGGAGACACAUCUUUGAUAACGUCAUCGGUCCUAGAGGUCAGCUCCACAAGAAGACCCGUGUGUUGGUGACUCAUGGAGUGACAUUCCUACACCAAGUGGACGUCAUUGUGGUGAUGAAGGCAGGAGAGAUCUCGGAGAUGGGGACAUUCAAGGAGUUGUUGGCUAAGAGAGGGGAGUUCUCCGACUUUCUGGUGCACCACAUCGCAGAAAGUGAACACGGCGAACUGGACGCAGAAAUGGAGGAGUUGAUUGAAGAAGAUAAGGUUUUAAAACAGAAGAUUCAAAGACAAAUCAGCAGGAGAAGCGUUACUGACUCUGUUAAAUCCAACUCCUCGGCAGGAAGUCGCAGAGAUUCAGUCAAGUUUGAUGUCCAGCCAAUCACGAACCAGAUUGAUAAGUUGAUUCAAGCGGAAAAAGCGGAAACUGGCAGUGUGAAGUGGAGCGUGUACAUUCACUAUUUGAAGGCUGUAGGGCUAUUCCUCGGCCUGACCUCCAUAUCCUUCCAGUUGCUCUCCCAGGUCGCCAACAUCAUGGCCAGCAUCUGGCUCUCUGAGUGGACGUCGGACGACUCGGCGGCUGUCGAUGGAGUCCAGGUUAUCGACAAGCGUAAUUCUUACCUUGGGAUCUAUGCUGCUGUUGGUUUCAGCCAAGUGAUCCUAGUAAUAUUGGGGUCCUUUGCUCUGGCAUUUGGCAGUGUAAUGGCAUCUCGCAAUCUACACCUCUCCAUGUUAAGUAACAUUCUGCGAGCUCCGAUGAGUUUCUUUGAUACUACUCCGAAUGGAAGACUUGUCAACCGUUUUGGCAAAGAUGUCGACUUGGUUGAUAGUGUACUGCCAUUAACCAUAACACAAACAAUGACAGGAUUUUGUACGGUUAUAGGAACCAUAGCAGUAAUUGUUUGGUCUACUCCAAUAUUUGCCGCAGUCAUCCUACCUAUUGGGCUGCUUUACUAUUUUGUUCAGAGUUUGUAUCUAACAACAUCCCGGCAGCUGAAGAGAGUGGAAGCGGUUUCCCGAUCUCCGAUAUAUUCCCACUUCAGUGAAACCGUGUCUGGCGCCUCUUCAAUAAGAGCAUACGGAGUGGAGAACAGAUUCAUGCAAACCUUGGAGGAAAGAGUUGACGUGAACACUGUGUGUCUAUAUCCCAGCUUAAUCGCGAACAGGUGGCUUGGAAUUCGCCUAGAAACGGUCGGUAAUAUUUUAAUUUUCUUUGCUGCUCUCUUCGCUGUGUUAGGAAGAGAUUCAUUGGACUCUGGCAUUGUGGGUCUCUCCGUUAGUUAUGCUCUACAGAUUACUGCUAUGCUGAACGUGGCCGUAAGGUUUGCAGCUGAAGUUGAAACAAAUAUAGUUUCAGUUGAGAGGAUAAAGGAGUACGCCGAAGUCCCACAGGAAGCAGCCUGGGAAGUACAGCCCAGACCGAAUCCUGAGUGGCCCAACCAGGGUGUGGUACAGUUCCAGGACUAUCAGGUCAGGUACAGAGAAGGUCUAGAGCUGGUGUUGAAGGGAAUAUCCUUCACUGUCUCCGGCGGCGAAAAGAUUGGGAUAGUUGGCCGCACUGGAGCCGGCAAGUCGUCUCUGACCCUCUGUCUGUUCCGUAUAAUCGAGGCUGCAGGAGGACACAUCCUCAUCGAUGGACUCGACAUCUCCAAGAUUGGGUUGGGCGAUCUCCGUUCCAGAUUGACAAUCAUUCCUCAGGAUCCCAUGCUGUUUUCUGGAACACUCCGCAUGAACCUGGACCCGUUUGAGAUGUACAGUGACUCAGACGUAUGGCGAGCUCUGGAGUUGGCUCAUCUCAGCGAAUUUACUAAAACACUGAGUCUGGGCUUGCAGCACACCAUCUCCGAGAGUGGGGAAAACUUGAGUGUUGGACAGCGACAGUUGAUUUGUCUAGCUAGAGCCGUUCUGCGCAAGACGAAAGUUCUGAUUCUGGACGAGGCAACAGCAGCAAUAGACCUGGAGACUGAUGACCUGAUCCAGGCAACAAUCCGCAAAGAAUUCCGGGACUGCACUGUGCUGACUAUCGCACAUAGGCUCAACACCAUCAUGGAUUCCGACAGAGUUUUGGUGCUGGAUAAAGGUCUAAUUAAAGAAUUCGAUUCACCAAAGAAUCUUCUGAAUUCACCGUCAACGAUAUUCUACGGAAUGGCAAAGGACGCUGGCCUUGUGUAACAUAACAGACUGAAGUUUAUAGAGUGUUAAAUAAAAUGUGAUAUACUAUGA